GCGGGAAGAGCGGAGGAUCCGCUGGUGCAGCAUGUCAUCCUGAGGAAGGACUUGACCAAGAAACCUCUCUCUUGGCCCGCUGGAAGCAUGAUCGCGCAGGCUUGCCAUGUAGUCUCUAAGACCCUCUGGGAGAUGAAGGACCACGCCAAUGUUCAGCAUCAUACAGAGAGUUACAUGUGCUCACGGGGCGCCAAGGUGACUCUGUCGGUUGAAAGUGAGGAGGAGCUUCUAGGAGUCAGCAAAACCCUCCAAGACAAUGGGAUCGAGCAUCGCGUUUGGAAGGAACAACCCGAGGGAAUCCUCACUGCCAUUGCCACCAUCCCCUACCCCAAGUCUGUCACGGUGAACUUC
Molecule: messenger RNA, 351 nt
Organism: Guillardia theta CCMP2712
Lineage: Eukaryota; Cryptophyceae; Pyrenomonadales; Geminigeraceae
Exons: 5
Molecular function (GO): peptidyl-tRNA hydrolase activity
Source: RefSeq, a predicted model, not a curated record